AUGUCGCCUUACGCGUCCGUGAUUUACCUGCUCCUGGGGCCCGCGCUGUCCAGCUCCAAGCCCAUCGCGGUGGUGUACGAGUCUUCGGCCUCCUACCUGUCAGACCUGGCCAGCAGCCAAGCAAGCGCCUUCGUGGACUUCGAGCCCUUUCCCUCACAAAACUCCCAAAACUCCCAAAACUCCCAAAAUCCCAAAGAGAAGAGGGAUGUGGUCGCUGUGGUGGGCAUGCCCAGAAACUUCACCAGCCUCCAGGACUUCCCGAACCUGAAGCUCAUCCAAAGCACGACCUACAUGUACCCACGCCUCGCCGCCGUGCCGGCGGGCACAAUCGUGGCGAAGUACGAUGCCCCGUGGCAUGUCUACGGUGUCGAGAGCAUCGCCGAGUUCGUUAUUGCCGCGGCCUUUCACUGGACUUACAGGCUGCCACAGAAGUCCUCACAGUUCGCUGCGUGCGGCUUCGGCAGCGGGGCGCCUGGAAAAUGUCCGCCAGACAGUGAGUUGACUGCGCAUCCGACGUUGAUGAGCCAGACCAUGGGUAUCGUGGGCUACGGCAACAUUGGCGAAGCGGUGGGCAGGCGCGCUUUUGGGUUGGGCAUGAAGGUCCUGGCCACACGACGGCACGGCCCCUUCUCUUCGUGGCUCAUCAGCGACAUUGAUAGACUUCUGGCAGAAAGCGACUUCAUUGCUGUGACGGUUCCAGGUUCCGUGGUGGGUUUGAUAAACAAGACAUCCUUGGCAUUGAUGAAGCCCGGGGCUGUGCUCAUUCCCGUCUCCGCCCAGCCCGUGGACUUCGAUGCACUGUACCAAGCACUGCUCACAAGGCCGAUCGGCGCAGUUCUCGACGUGUGGCCACAGGGUUGCUGGCACUUCCCUGACGCAUUCUGCGGUCCGCCCUAUGGUAGCGAAGCCCAGGCCUACGUGCAGCCGCACAUUGCUGAGCUCAAGAAUGUCCUUGUGCUCCCUGGCGUUGCCAUGAGAGACGCCAGAUUCUGGUCAAACAGCGCGACCUGGGUGAGCGACAACCUCGUCGCACUCCUGGAGGGUUCUCCACUGAAAGGUGUUGUGCGGAACGCGUCCUCAAGCCUGGAUCAGGUUCUGGUGUAA
Molecule: messenger RNA, 1104 nt
Organism: Symbiodinium natans
Lineage: Eukaryota; Dinophyceae; Suessiales; Symbiodiniaceae
Source: the annotation of a GenBank genome assembly